This is a messenger RNA of Dicrocoelium dendriticum, 764 nucleotides long. NCBI's taxonomy places the organism in Eukaryota, Metazoa, Platyhelminthes, Trematoda, Plagiorchiida, Dicrocoeliidae. The record is from the annotation of a GenBank genome assembly.
GGACCAAAGCAACGCAGCCAGCAACCUGUAUGUUAGUCAUACGCGAAUGCAGCACUUCCAUAAUCCCUCGGUUGCUUAUCUUUAGUCGGUCGCUGUGACGCGAGUCCCCAUCGCUGGUACAUAUCUUUUGGCAUACAGCGUUCUUACUUUCGUGCGCAUUUGUGGGUAAGUUAUUUACUCAGAUGGAUGAGACAUACGAUGUCAUUGUACUCGGAACUGGUCUCACCGAGUGCAUUCUCAGUGGCCUGAUGUCCAUUAGUAAUAAGAAGGUGUUACAUAUGGACCGCAAUAAAUAUUAUGGCGGGGCUAGCACAUCAUUGUCUCUUGAUGAUCUUUUUAAGAGAUUCGGAGUUACUUGUUCUCUCGACGCAUACGGUCGUGUGAAAGAUUGGAACGUGGAUUUAAUUCCUAAAUUUCUCAUGGCAAAUGGAAAGCUCGUUUCCCUGCUAGUUCAUACUGGCGUUACUCGUUAUUUGGAGUUUAAAAGUAUCGAAGGAAGCUAUGUCUUUCACAAAAGCAAGAUCCAUAAGGUCCCCAGUAAUCAAAAAGAAGCCCUUUCAACAAGCCUGGUCGGUAUGUUGGAGAAACGGAAGCUUGCCAAGAUGCUUAAAUGGGCCGUUGACGUUAACGAGGCCGAUCCUUCAACUUGGAUGGGGUGUUAUGCCCCUCCGAUGGAUAUAAGGAAGAACAGCAUCCAACAAGCCUUUGAUUACUUCGGUAUUGACAAAAAUACCCAAGUUAGUACAUUCGUCACCAACGCAUGA